Molecule: messenger RNA, 666 nt
Organism: Guillardia theta CCMP2712
Lineage: Eukaryota; Cryptophyceae; Pyrenomonadales; Geminigeraceae
Exons: 1
Biological process (GO): protein phosphorylation
Cellular component (GO): actomyosin contractile ring
Molecular function (GO): myosin heavy chain kinase activity; ATP binding
Source: RefSeq, a predicted model, not a curated record
AUGCCGCAGUAUGCCGAUCAUGACGCGUUUGACCUGAGUGGGGUGGAAAAGGCGAUUAGGCAUGAGUUCGAUCCCAGAGCAGGAAAGUGGACGAGGACCGCGUUCCUUUGCAGGAUCGAACAGCAGCCGUUCGCAGAGGGGGCGAUGCGUACUGCGCAUCGAAUGUGGGAUUUGGCGACUCCUGGCGUCGCUGGCAUGUGUGUCGUCAAGUUCUCUAAGGACGCGGGUGAGUCGUCUCAGCAGUUCUUUGAGGACGUUCAGAUGCAGAUGGAGGCGAGGAUGUGGGCUCAAAGGUUCAACGAGAAGAGCCCCCCCAAGUCAGUUGACUUCAUAGCGGCCUACGUGCUGGAACUGGUGGACCGACCCGGACGCCCUUUCUGCGGUGUUGAGAAGUUCAUCUCUGGAACCUACAGGAAGUGGAACAACAACUGGGACUGGAGCGAUGACGAAAGGAACACGCCUCAGGCAUUCAGCCACUUCACCUGGGAGGCGAGUGGGAACAGGCUGUUGGUGUGCGAUCUGCAGGGUGUAGGGGACCUAUGGACUGAUCCACAAAUUCACACCUGUGAUAGGAAGGGCUACGGAAAAGGAAAUUUGGGGAUGGACGGAAUCAAGCGUUUCCUUGGAGCGCACAAGUGCAAUAGCAUCUGCGCUUUCUACAGACUU